GCGAAAGAAGUGGUAAAGUUGUUGGUAAAGCGUUGUCCACAGCUGUUGAACAUUCAGUCAGAGUUUGGUUUAACACCACUGAUGAGUGCAGUGGCCCGGGACGCGCUCGGUAUCGUUGAAGCUCUUCUUGAACUUAGAGUUGAUCUUGAGAGUGUGGAUGGUCAGGGCCGUACAGCAAUGCAUCAUGCAGCCUCAAGAGGUGUAUCUCGACAGGUUGCCAUUCUGCUGUCGUGGGGUGCAUCUGCGUGCAGACCUGACUUCGAAUGCAAUCGACCAAUGCAUUACGCAGCUAUCAAAUCACAUACCGCCUCUCUUCGAUUCAUUUACAGAGCCAAUAAACUCAUCGUAUUAUUAUAA
Molecule: messenger RNA, 357 nt
Organism: Anisakis simplex (herring worm)
Lineage: Eukaryota; Metazoa; Nematoda; Chromadorea; Rhabditida; Anisakidae
Source: the annotation of a GenBank genome assembly